Messenger RNA from Leptopilina boulardi, 1224 nucleotides. Its product is annotated as protein maternal effect lethal 26-like. The coding region runs from base 174 to 1133 and encodes 319 amino acids. Gene Ontology annotation, cellular component: cytoplasm. Gene Ontology annotation, molecular function: ubiquitin protein ligase binding. The record is from RefSeq and is a predicted model, not a curated record. NCBI's taxonomy places the organism in Eukaryota, Metazoa, Arthropoda, Insecta, Hymenoptera, Figitidae. The transcript has 2 exons. Gene Ontology annotation, biological process: regulation of proteolysis; proteasome-mediated ubiquitin-dependent protein catabolic process.
ACGCUAACGACUAUUUUCGAAUCUAUUCAAUUUCUACCGUUCUACGAUUUGGUUAUUUAGAAUGCCAUAGAAAACAGCAAAAAAAAAAAACUAUAAGUUUUUUAGUUUUAGUUAAAAGUGUUUGCAAUAUAGGAGGAAAAUAGACAUAAAGAUCUGCAUUUAAAAUAUAGAAAAUGAAUUUAUUAGAAGAGAUAAACUUUGAUUGGGAUAUUCCAAAUUUUAUUCCACAUGAAAAUUAUAUUUCUAAUUCAUUUGCUUUGAAAGGAAGUCCAACUAUAAAAUGGUUUAUUACCGUAUGUGCAACUGAUUCGUAUGCAGCAUAUCAUAAUAAACAAACUUCUAUUCAUAAAUUUUUACUUUCCAAUGAGACUAAAUUAACAUCAUAUUUUCAAAAUCCAAUAGAAAUAAAAUUUAUUCUUGGAAUCUAUCCAAAUACAAAAAUAUUUACAAUGACUGGAAUGCAUAUUUUAGAUUUUGAAAAUAUUAUUAAAACCAAGGAAUUAAAUAAAAUAUUUACAACUAAUGGUUUUGGAAUCAACUCAUUACAUGUUAGUCUCGAAAUUACACAAUUAAUGAAAACAAAUGAAAAAAAGUCCAUCGAUGUUGAUUCAAUUUCAACUUUGAUAAAUAAUUUUAAACCAUUUUUAAUUAAUGAUACAUUAAGUGAUGUUGUAUUUCAAAUAAAUAGCAAAGAAUUUCCUGCUCAUAAAAUAGUACUCGCUUCUGUGAGUCCAGUUUUUGAAAAAAUGUUUACUCAUCAAAUGAAGGAAAAUUUAACAAAUACUGUUCAAAUAAACGAUGCAGAUUCAGAUUGUUUUAAGGAAAUGUUAAAUUAUAUCUAUACUGGUAAUGUUGAAAAUUUAAAUACUAUGGCAUUUGGUCUUUAUGAAUUGGCUAAUAAAUAUGAUAUAUCAACAUUGCAAACAAUUUGUGAAAAAUGCCUAAUUGUGAAUUUGGCUGUGGAUAAUGCAAUUUCUAUUUUUCAACUUGCCGAUCAAUACAAUAAUUUGAAUUUGAAGAAAAAAUGCAUUGAAUAUAUUGAUAAAAAUUUUACAAAUGUUAAAAAAACUGAAACAUUUAAAGUUCUUGGAAGAGAAUUAUUAAUGGAAUUAUUCUGUGCAAUAAAAAAUUAAAAUGAAAAUUUAUUGUAUUAUUACAAAAAAUAUUAUAUAAGAAAUUCUAUUUCAAUAUAAAUAAUAAAAUAUAUUUUCCUAUUAUUUUACA